This is a messenger RNA of Myotis myotis, 4563 nucleotides long. It is a transcript of the gene DNAJC27, whose product is annotated as DnaJ heat shock protein family (Hsp40) member C27. NCBI's taxonomy places the organism in Eukaryota, Metazoa, Chordata, Mammalia, Chiroptera, Vespertilionidae. The coding region runs from base 181 to 1002 and encodes 273 amino acids. Gene Ontology annotation, molecular function: GTPase activity; GTP binding. The transcript has 7 exons. The record is from RefSeq and is a predicted model, not a curated record.
CCCCGUUCCGGCGCUCCCAACCGCCUGCGCCCGCUGCUGUGCGGCGGCGGGGAUGGCGAGCCGCGGGGCCCGGGCGGCGCCGGUGGCAGCGGGGCCGCCGUUGGGCGAGGAGGCCUGAGGGACGGGCCCGCGCGGGGAGCGAGGCGAGGCCGAGCGUGUGGCCCCGGGAGAGCGAGGGCGAUGGACGCCAACGUGCCGAAGCGGAAGGAGCCUGGCAAGUCCCUGCGCAUCAAAGUCAUCUCCAUGGGCAACGCCGAAGUGGGGAAAAGCUGUAUUAUAAAGCGAUACUGUGAGAAAAGAUUUGUGUCGAAAUACCUUGCAACAAUUGGAAUUGACUAUGGAGUCACAAAGGUACAAGUCAGAGACAGAGAGAUCAAAGUGAACAUCUUUGAUAUGGCUGGACACCCCUUCUUCUACGAGGUUCGUAACGAGUUUUACAAGGACACACAGGGUGUGAUGCUGGUCUAUGAUGUUGGGCAAAAAGACUCCUUUGAUGCCCUUGACACGUGGCUGGCGGAAAUGAAGCAAGACCUUGGACCUCACGGGAACAUGGAAAACGUUGUCUUCGUAGUGUGUGCCAACAAGAUUGACUGCACCAAGCACCGCUGUGUGGAUGAAAGUGAAGGGCGUCUUUGGGCCGAAAGCAGAGGGUUCCUGUACUUUGAAACUUCAGCACAAACCGGAGAAGGAAUUAAUGAGAUGUUCCAGACCUUCUAUGCAGCCAUAGUUGACUUAUGUGAAAACGGCGGGAAACGUCCGAUCCCAAAUAGCAGUGCUAGUUUCACCAAAGAACAAGCAGACACCAUUCGCAGAAUUCGAAAUAGUAAAGACAGCUGGGACAUGUUGGGAGUCAAACCUGGAGCGUCAAGGGACGAAGUCAACAAAGCCUAUCGGAGGCUCGCGGUGCUGCUCCACCCGGACAAGUGCGUGGCGCCUGGCAGUGAGGAUGCCUUCAAAGCGGUGGUGAACGCCCGCACGGCCGUCCUGAAGAACAUCAAGUAGGAAGGAGAGGAAAGGACGCGUGGGGCUCAGUACGAACAGGCUUUCCCUGGAGGUACAACAGCCAACGUGGGCUUCCCUCCACAGAACCUCCCUGCUCGUUUCCCGUGUGUGUUGUCAGCCCUGAAUCAGUAAUCCAGGCGCCUGCUGCCAUGUCACGGCGGGGGCGAAGGGACCACACGCCUGCGGCGCUCACCGCAUCUUUCUAGGUUGACAGCAAGUCCCCCCGUAGGCCCCUUCUCAGGAGAGUCCAAAGGUUCUGGAGGGAGGACAGGAAGACCCUUUCACCUCUUUCUUUUUUAUUAAUUCAUCAUCAGAAUUAAAACGGAAGCAGACAAUAUCGAAACCCCUGGAAGUUUGGUGUGACCUCACAAGCAAGUUGCUCCUUUUAGGAUGAGUCCUUAGGUGGUGGUGUAACCAUCAAUCUAAAAUUAAUGAGCUCUUAGAGCCCUUUGGAAGUUUGUGAAACAGAGUGAUGCGAUUUUGAAUUAAGCAGCCCUUUUUUGACAUUUAGUCUGUUCCCUUCUCUGACCACCAGGGGGAGAGACGAGCCAGUCCUGAGGGUAAAAGCAAUGGCAGCCACACUUCUGGGUAAACUGGCUGCUGCUAGUCGGGCCCCUGGAUCUGAGGUCUCUCCCUGACUGUGGAAAUGGGUGCUGGUUGCUGUGGGAAACAUCAUCACCUAGGAACGAGGAACCAGACCCAAGACAAGGGCUUGAGGGCACACUGGAUGGUGCACACCUGGCCAGGGGCCCGGCAGCCUGGCUCAGGCACAUUUGAUGCCUUAGCGGAGCCCCCAUAUGAGGUUUAUGCCUUUUAUUGCUUCUGUAUUAUUUGCUGCAGACAAAUAAUGGUGGGAAAGGCAGGGGUGCUGCCCAACAAGCCAGGUCUCCUCCUCAGUGUCAGUUCCUCUCCUCUGGCCUCCUUAUUCCAUAUACUACAUCCGCCAUCAGUUCUCCCCUUCAGUCCCUGGCUUCCACCCACUGCCUCCCUACGAGCCUGGGCCUGGGCCUGGGCCUGGAUGAGCAGAGGCAAGUGUGGGUCCUUUGGUGGGGCCGGUGGAGGGAGAGAUCCUUAAGCCUGUGUGGGAGGAAUCGCCAUCAUUUUGCUUGGGUCCCAAAUUUCUGAAUAGUGAUAUCUUAUGCUACAGAUUAUAGAUUCCUUCACAUAGAGAAAUCCAUUUCGCCGUCAUCUCCAGCGCAGUCUCCCAGGAUGGGUGAAGAUCAGGCCUGGCCUUUCUCUCAGGCGUCUACCCCUCUCAGGGGUGGCUCAUCGCCUGUCACUCUCAUGAGGAUUCUCAUGUUUUUAGCUGUGACCACGCUGCACUGAUGGGGGCUUUAAGGUUCAUAGGACACUACUUUCUGUGAAUUUUACCAGCUGUCCCAUGUAGACCGCCGGUUGGCAUGCCUACACCUCAGGAGAAAGGCACUUCCAUUCAUUCACGCCCACUGCGUCUGGGAUUCUUGCCCUCCCAAAGCAGCUGCAUUCGGUGGCUGCCCUUGGGCUACAGGGAGCUAGUCAGAAACCAGAGCAUUGAUUUCUAGUAGGUUCUCAUCUCCAUGAGACCGAAAUGUUCUUUUUUAUGAAAUGAGGUCUGAGAUCUGAUUUCUGGUGGGGUUUUCCUCUGGCUGUUUAAUGUUAACUAGCUCUGAGACUGCGGAACUCCAACCCAAGGUUCUCUGGACCUGAUGUUGCUUAAGGCUUUCAUCAUGCUUACGGUAAUGAACAUCGCUCUGUUCUGGCUACAGAAUUGAGGAGUCGUGUGAAUGAGGGAUCACACGUGGCCGUGUCAGCCCAAGUUGACCUGACAGCUUGCUGUGUGUGUGGCCCUGUAUAAAGAGCUGGGGCCAGUUUUCAGCACUGUCCUUAAACCCUGGGCCAGUCACCUCAUUCACCUACAGUGAGAGCGUGCGGCUGGGCAGUUACAGGGGGCGUUCUUUCGGCUUCCAUUCGUAUCCCUAUGUAGCGACUGACUUGUUGGAAUUUAGCCUGAUCCUGUCCUCAGGUCCUGGGACUCAGUUCCCAGGACCUUCAUUGGGAGUCAAGGCGGCCAUGUACUGCUUCACUUACGGAAAAGAGAGGAAGCCAGGAUUGUCUGACUUCCAUAAUUCUUGAGUAGAAUAUUAAAAGAUAAUGAAGCAUGAACAGCAAUGAGAAGUUUUUUAGGUACUAACUUCAUACAAACUUACAGACCUCUGUGCAUUAAUUUAACUUCUUGGUGCAAAUAUGCCCUUUCUAGUUCAAUCUUAAAAUUAUUCAGCCAGUUAGGAUUUCAGAAUACAUCAGUGAGAGUAACAACUAGCAGAAUAAUUUUAAUGGCUAAAAAAAUGUUAGAGGGAAUCUUGUUUUUCAAAAAGGAAUAAAAAGUUUGAACAGCUAUUAUUAAAGAAAAGCCAUUCCUUCCACAUCUGAGUCACCAAGAAUUAACUUUUAAAACUUGUCAGAAAAAACCCUGGAGGCAUUUCAAGCUAAUCGUCCAACCUGCCCAAGCACUUUAACAUCCACCCGCCUUCUGUUCCACUGUCCCCUCCCGCCUCCAUUUGAAUCGCUGUUCUCGCCUGUCAGCACUUCUGUUAUUCACGCGCCAUUUUCUUCUUCACAUAAUGUGUCCUUGGCAUUGUCGUCAGUCUGUUAAGGGACUGUAGACGCGGGGUGUCGUGCUGCUACCCCCCCAUAAACUGCUCUGAUGCUGGAGCUCACACACUAUUCUUUAAGGCUCACAUUUACCUCAGGAAACUUAGGUUAGUAUGUUCUCAGCCUUGAAUUCUCAGCUGGUCAAUAUUUUUUAUACCCAUAACCUAGUACCUACUUCACUGUUAGUCCCAUGAGCCAUAGACGAGGCAGCUGACUUUCUGAAAGAAAGCCGAGUGAGUGCAGCACCGGAGUGAGGUCGUCGCCCCUCGCAGCACAGGGACAGCCUGGAGGGGCGAGGGGUCCCAGUGUCGGGUUGGAAGGGGUGGAGCUGGUGCACAUUGUGUGUCACGGCGACGGCGCCUUCUCCCAGGAACUUUGGUCGGCGCCGGGAUGUCACUCCCUUCACUGCAUGCUGUCCAGCUCACGGAGUCUGCCGAUGAUGUGGUGAAACUUUUGAAAAUGAGUUUAGCUGCAAAAUAUAGCUAACCACCUUCCAUCGCAAGUUUUGCAAAGUGGAAAGAGGUUCAGACUUGGGAUUGGGAUUGAGCACAAUUGUAAGAUACACUUGAUACCAUUUGUACAUUGGUUUUCCCACGAACCAUCUCUAGAGGAGACAGCAUUUAAUCUGGGAUGUGGGUGCAUCAGCUGGUGUGGAACCAGCAGGGCAGGACCGCUGUGCAGGGCGGGCCGGGGGGGAUGACCUGUUGGAAAUGGGACGGUUUGGGUUGGCUUCCUGCAUCGGUUGCCCUGUGACUGUGAAUGCAGAGUCUCUAAGCAAACCUUUUGCUCUUACGAGGUAAUUUGCAUAUUUGCUUUCUGUUGAAAUAACUGAAAAUGUUAAAUCCAACAGUUGUUUAUGUCUUGUAUAGAGAGUGUCAUAUGUAUUUAAGUUGUGUAUUUUUAUAAAGUAAAGCCAAAUAUCACACACUG